Messenger RNA from Parathielavia appendiculata, 888 nucleotides. RefSeq lists its product as uncharacterized. The record is from RefSeq and is a predicted model, not a curated record. Gene Ontology annotation, cellular component: Ino80 complex. The transcript has a single exon. Lineage: Eukaryota; Fungi; Ascomycota; Sordariomycetes; Sordariales; Chaetomiaceae. Gene Ontology annotation, biological process: chromatin remodeling. The coding region runs from base 81 to 686 and encodes 201 amino acids.
CUGCAAUCACUCUCCACCGCAUAGCCAUCGUCAAUUCAAGAAAACAGAAGAACACGACCGCUUACACCAGUCGCCCAACAAUGUCCAACCCCGAAGCUCAAGCGGCGCAGGCCGCACAUCAAGCGCUCAUGGAGCAGCUCGACAUUCAUUCGAUCCACAAGACCUUCCGGAAUCCGCAGUGGCGGCCCAACAUCCGGCGCAACAAGAACAUUAAGACCAUCCUGGGCGACGCCUCUCGCAAGGAAGCUUCUGUCAUCGCCACCCCACAGGACGAUAGCGGCGCUGCGACUCCCGCGCCGCGAGACGACGACGGUCUUUCAACGAGCGGCACUUCAACCCCAGCGAACCCCUCGGCCGGCGGCACCCCGAACCUGCAGCCGAACUUGGCCCAGGCCUCGCGCAGUUUGUCCAAGCUCGUCCUCGAGAAGUCACUGAUUGCAUCUUCCAAGCCGGCCAACGGCGCGUCCUCGGCGCCCACAGCAACCUACACCAACAUUGAGAGCGCGCCCAGCCUGGCUCCGCUGAAACACUACUGCGACGUGACGGGUCUGCCCGCGCCCUACAUGGACCCCAAGACGAGGAUGCGCUAUCAUAAUCGUGAGGUGUUUGCUAUGAUCCGGAAUCUGCCGCAGGGCGUAGGCGAGCAAUUCUUGGAGGCGAGAGGCGCCCAUACGGUCCUCAAGUAAACGGGCUUGGAUACUGGGGACAAGCAUUUGGUGGGAUAGGGACGUUUCGUCCGUGUUGGGUUCUCAGACAUCGCAACUAUCGCUCAACCGGGGCAGGAGCACAGCUGCCUGUCUUGCUGCUUCCACCGAUGAGUCUGAGUCUGUAUCGCUCCCGCCUGUCUGAACGACUCGGACUCGGAACCAAUCGCACCUGCCGUACGCC